AUGCGGCUCUCAGCAGCAUUUAUGGACCUCCCUGCCCCGGAUAUCAAUCCAGGUCCCUCUCAGAACGUCCCCGAGAGUCAUAUAUUCGACCUUAUGGGUCCUGCUGAGAGUCAAUUUCUCAUGGACAACUUUCACUCAGAAGACUGGGCUGGAAUUGCCCAGUCUCACUCAGAGCCAGUUUUGAUGACAUCCGCGGAAACGCCGGGUUCAAGUCGAACUCGAUCUGCCCGUCGAACCAACCGACCAGCUGCGCUCGAUCCAAACCCUUUAUUAAUUACCAAACCAAGUUCGAAAAGGACAAAAACACCUAUUAAGCGGAAGCGUGUGAAAAGUCAGGUGAAUAUAGUGUGCACUAGCUGCCACCGAGGAAACAGUCCUUCAAACAACCUGAUCGUUCUCUGUGAUGGAUGUGACGCUCCAUGGCAUCAGUUAUGCCACAAUCCGAAUAUUGGUCGCGAGCACAUCCAGGUAGUGGAGAUGGAUUGGUUUUGCAUCAAGUGUAACCCCAACCAACGUGAACCCACGCCCAAAAGUUCUUCCAAAAAGCCCGGCCGUCCAAAGAAGGCCACCAUUUCUGGACAAACUGAACACCAAUACUCAGAAAAUGAUCGCCGAGCAUAUCUCUCCUCACUUUCGCACGAAACCCUGGUCCAGCUCAUGCUAAAGAUCUCAACCGACUGGCCCCUCGUGCCUAUCUUCCCUCCCAACAUGCAACAUUCCACGUCAUCCAAACCCGGCCCAUCUGCCCCAGCCGCACUCAGUAGCACGGCUAACAAAAACCAAUCCUUCACGCUCCCCCACGCUACGAGCCAUAUCACCCAAUCUCAAUCUCAAUCCCAAUCCCAGCCCCAGCCCCAGCCCGCACAACGCGCAACCCCCGAGGCUCUAACGCGACUCCCCUCGCAAGCGUUCACCCGCACACCAGCUCGCAAAUCCUACGCCGAAUACUCAGACUCCGACAUCCUCAGUGACGACGAGUCCGACUCUCAAUCCAGACACUCUCCCGCCCCGUUCCAGUUGCAGGCUGAGUCGCCGCAUGACACGGAUUAUGACUCUGAGGAUUAUCGCUCUUAUCCGCAGGCUUGCCGGGGCUUCCAGGUUCCGGUGUCUGUGAAUGAUCUGGAUAUCAUGGCAGAGGAUGAGGGGUAUCCGACUUUUAGUCAUUCCAUUAGGGGGAAGGAGGGUCAGCGGAAGAAAUGA
Messenger RNA from Penicillium soppii, 1200 nucleotides. RefSeq names its product phf1/phf2 family PHD finger domain-containing protein. The coding region runs from base 1 to 1200 and encodes 399 amino acids. The transcript has a single exon. NCBI's taxonomy places the organism in Eukaryota, Fungi, Ascomycota, Eurotiomycetes, Eurotiales, Aspergillaceae. The record is from RefSeq and is a predicted model, not a curated record.